CAUAUUAUAAUGUGUUCGAAAGAAAAGUAAAAACAUCUUUUGUUUCGCUUCUUUAAUUAAAUGAUAAUUUAUGUGUAUUUGAUUAGCAGAAGAGUUCCGUUUAUAUUUCAAAACAAUUAAUUAUUUAUUGCUUUUUUCUUUACAAACAACUGGCAACAACAAAUAGCAAGUGAAAGUGUAGAAAAAAGAAAAAAAAUAUAUAUAUAUAUUUCUUCUUAUUUUAUCUAUUAAUACUUAACAGAGCUUGAGAUCAACUUGUUUUUAUUUUAUUCUUUUAAACUUGAAUCUUAAAUCUAAAUACAUAUACACAGUCGAGGUAGCUUCCUUAAGAACUUGACUUUGUUGAUGUUUAUCUUAAAAUGCAAUCGAACAAUAUGAGUGUACGUACACAACCCUGAAGUGUUUUUCACAUCCUUUUGCUUGAAAAUUUCAAAUCAAAUUUAGUUAAGUUCAUGCAGCUUGAUGUCAUAUGUGGAUAGCGGUGACUUGAAGAGAACAAAUAUACGAGUAUUAGUUUUUGUAUCAAAUAUCCAUUAAUUCGUAUAAAAUUCUAAAAAAUUCACCUGCUAUUUAAUCAUGUAGUGACUGUUUACUUGUGCACAAUGUGCUUUCAGGUUUUAAUUUUUGAUCACUCAGCCAAAUUGUUAUUUCUUCUCCAAAUGCCACAGGAUCGCAUCUUAUGAUUAUAUAGUAUAUGCAUAUGUGUGCUUGAAUACUGCAAGAUUCUCUCCGAUUAAUUGUUAUAUAUAGACUCGCGGUGUUAAACUAAACGAAAAUGUGGCCAAAAGCAAAUUUAUUGUAUUUUGGCGUUAUUUUUAUGGUAAUGCAAACAGUCAGCACUAAGCCCUCCAAGGAUACGAGCGAACGAGCUGAUAGUACAAAAAAUGCUAAUACCAAGAAUGAAGAAUUUCCCGAAGAGGAUUCGGACAUGUUGAUGGAACCUAAUGAUUUUUCUCCAAUAACCAUUUUGAGAUCUCAAGAGCGUCAAUACCAUGAACUACCAACAAGUCAUUUUCGCCCUUUACUUGUAAAUACGCGACAUAUAGCCCGAGCAGAUGUAACUAAUCCGACACGAUUGAAUUCGCCGGACUCGCAUAGUCAGGCAGCACAAAACUAUUAUCCACCGUUCUUUCGUGAAGCUCCUCCUUUGGGUCAUUCACGACCUUAUUUUUCUUUAACCGACGGUGGAGCCUUGGUACCGAAAUUUGCAGAAAUACGACCCAAUGAUGGUAAUUUAGUUGCCCAUCAGCGAUCGCUGGGCUACGAUCAAAGUGUUUUAGGUUCGGGAGAUUUCGGUGUCAUUAGAGGCGGUACUUUUUAUCCCGAAGAAGAAAUACCAUAUCAUAAUGAGGAUAGCAUUGAUUUCGUGCAAAAAUACACAUAUCCCGAAGAACAAUUUGCUCAUUUCAGGGAUUUCGCUGAUAUUAAUACACCGGUCGAUUCGGCCUUUUCACAAUUUGUGGUUGUGUAUCAAGCAAAGAAUUCGACCGCAAAUAAUGGAAAAAUACAAUCACAUCCGAAAAAUAUAUUCGAACAAUUGGAAUUGUUGGAUAAAGAGAAGGCAGCCGAACAGACUAAGCUAAAGAAGAUUAGCCAACCGAGUAAAACAAAAACGAAAUUAGCUAAAACUAAGAUGGAACAGAAAAAGUACAAGAAAAAAUCGAUGGCUAAAGACGUCGAAGACGAGCCGCUAUUGGCUUUAAGUUAAGACAGAAAAUCAGUUUAUAUGAAUUAAUUUAUUAAUUUUAAAGUAAUAAAUUUUUCAUCGUCAUCACUUUCAUUAAUAUUACACAAGUUGCAACAAUCGAAAUAUAAUAAUAGCAAAAAAAAAAAAAAAAGAAAUUGAAAAUUACUCCCAGCUAUUGUUUAGAGCAGAGAUAAUCAUUUUCGUUUGAGAACUGCCACCAUAUACAUACAUAUAUACAUAUCCAAAAAAAAAAAAAAAAAAA
Glossina fuscipes is the source of this 1949-nucleotide messenger RNA. RefSeq lists its product as uncharacterized. Lineage: Eukaryota; Metazoa; Arthropoda; Insecta; Diptera; Glossinidae. The record is from RefSeq and is a predicted model, not a curated record. Bases 776 to 1708 code for a protein of 310 amino acids. The transcript has 3 exons.